GGAGCACUAGUGAAUGAGAGGUUUAAAGGAAGUCUGAUCAGCUCGGCGUGUCACUCUAACUCAUUUCAUUGAUUUUACCAGCUGGGAUUGUGAAUACAUAUGGCUGGAAUUCAGGGAUUACCCAAGUGGGAGAGAAAAAUGCGCAUAUUUCUGUGCGCUCUAGGUUUGGUUUUGUCAGUUUAUGCGCUUCACGUCGAGCUGUCUCAUGAGAGGAACCCAGAGUACAGAGCGAUGUGUGACCUGGGGGAGUCUGUGAGCUGCUCCAAAGUUUUUAGCUCCAGAUGGGGACGUGGUUUUGGUUUGGUCCAGUUUUUUGUUGCCAAAGAUAGUCCUCUGAACCAGCCCAACAGUGUGCUUGGCAUCAUAUUCUACACUUUGCAGCUGGGCCUUGGACUGUCACUGUCCAAGAGAGCUGCCAUGUUUUUGGUUUUCUCCUCUUGGGUGUCUAUAGCCGGCUCGCUCUACCUCGCAUCGAUUCUCGCCUUUGUUCUGGGUGAUUUUUGCAUGGUCUGCGUGUCAACAUACAUCGUCAACUUUGCGUUACUCUUCACCAACGUGAAACGAAAGAGCUCAAUUGAAGGAAUGAAAGAAAAGGCCGGAUAGAAAACAUUACUUGUGAAAUUCAACACCUUUUUUUUCUGCUGACCUGAAGCUCACACUGGAUCUGAAAGCCAAUUCUCUCCCACGUUGUGUCUGUGUUGUUAACACCUGUUGAGAUAUUUUAGAGAAACAGGACUGGAGAGGAAUAGAAGACAGAAGAUCAUUUUCAGUAUAGAAACAUAAUAAAGCAGCAGUCAUUUCUGUACAUCAUUGUGCGUUUGAUUACACAUUUCAGAAUACUAUCAACUCACUGAUGUGAUUUGUGUGUGGCUGGUGAAUUCAAUAGAAGUCCUAAAAAAUGAUAUAAUCUACAGUCAAUUACUAUGAAUUAGGAGAUUAAUGUAGUUUGAGCCUUGCAGAUAGUUGAUCUAUCCAGUAGAUGGUGCUAAAUACCCAGGAUUAUCAUGUACUACAGUUUUUACAUUACGUUUAUGUCUGGCUGAAAAAUGGGGCUGGAAUUCUAGUUUAUUUACUUAACCCUUUAACUGAAUCUUUUCUUCUAUUAUAUAUUAUGUAAGUCUUGAGGAGGAGUUCUGCAUUUUUGUCUUCCCAUUGUUUAAGAUGAAACAAUUGACCUGGUGUGUAACUGUAACAAUAUCACAAGUUCCCUCAUUCACAUUUUGGAGGCUGCAGAUUUUCCACAAGAGGGAAUUGUUUCAACACAUGUUAGGAGGACGGAGGUCAAUAUACAGCAGAUUCUGAUUUGUCUUUACAGGUUUAAAAUGUCCUUUGUCCUUGUAUACUAAUCACCUUAUCCAACUGAGUCCCACUGGUUUUACACAAGACCAAUGUUAUCAUAUCAUAUAGUUAAACCAUGCAGUGUUUUGUGCAUUGAAUCACUAAUGAAUUUCAGGCCCAGUUAAUGAACACUAGAUGGAAAGCUGGUGCUGUAUGACAAGCACAAAGAGGAGGAGAAAGGAUGUAAAGAUGAAAGUAGUGGGCCUAUUCUGUGAGAAGAAAAUAUGUAAAAUAAAGAUAUAAAAAAGCA
Scomber japonicus (chub mackerel) is the source of this 1588-nucleotide messenger RNA. It is a transcript of the gene vkorc1, whose product is annotated as vitamin K epoxide reductase complex, subunit 1. The coding region runs from base 100 to 603 and encodes 167 amino acids. The transcript has 3 exons. The record is from RefSeq and is a predicted model, not a curated record. Lineage: Eukaryota; Metazoa; Chordata; Actinopteri; Scombriformes; Scombridae. Gene Ontology annotation, biological process: peptidyl-glutamic acid carboxylation; vitamin K metabolic process. Gene Ontology annotation, molecular function: vitamin-K-epoxide reductase (warfarin-sensitive) activity.